CCACAACAACAAGAAGCUGAAAAACAAGGAAGUGGACGAAUCGCUCCGAAGCAGCCGUAACCAGUUACACAGGCCCGUGACUUCAACUCGCACCGCCGCGCACCAGAAUCUCGAUCUCGCCCCCGUCGCCGGACCGCAGACACAACCAUGAACAACAAAGGUUCAUAUCCACAGCAGGCCGUGUACCCUCAGCAGAGCUCUGCACCUGUAUACCCUCCUGCUAUGCAAAUGUCCCCUCAGGCUCCUCCCUACUCAGACACACCACCUGCAUACUCUGAGAUAUACCAGCCCAGAUAUGUGCUUCCACCUCAGGUGGCAGGUCAGAUGACUCAGAUGUCCUCUCCCUACCCUGGUGCUCAGAUGUUCAUGCCCAUGCAGCACACUAUGGCCGUCGGACAUGUGGGUCAGAACGUCCCCAUGGCCUACUAUCCCAUGGGAGCCAUGUACCCACAUGGUUCUACAGUGAUGGUGGACGGUGGCUUCGACGCCGGUGCUCGCUUCACAGGAGGCAGCAACGUCUCCAUCCCACCCCCACCUCCUGGACACCCCCCCAAUGCAGCUCAGCUGGCCGCCAUGCAGGGUGCCAACGUUGUAAUGACACAGCGCAAGAGUAACUUCUUCAUGGGGGGAUCAGGUGGAGGUUAUUCCAUCUGGUAACAGCAACUUCUCGACUCCUCCAUCAUGCCUAAACCGUGUCCCCUCCUUCCCCUCCGUCCCAACUGAUGCCCCAGUUCUACCCACGUCCCAUACGCCUCCCCUCUUCAGGCUGCUUGGCCAUGCCACAAUACUGAUAUCACCUAAUGGAAUGUAAUAUUUUAGAGCCCUCGUGAAAGGUACAGUACUCCACUUGUGACGUAGAGAUAAAACCGAUAAAUGCCACUGCCUGGAGUGAAUAAAAUACAACAAUUUUAAUCCUGUAGUAUUAAUGCCACAAUUCUUCAUUUUGGUCCAAACCUCUUUGGUCAAAUCCAGAUUGGACUUUUCUGGGCAUUUGUUGAAUAGACCCCGGUCUCUUUUCGAUCGACAUCUGAAAUGUCCUUGUAUUCCUGUGAAACUACGUAAAUGAAAUGUUGAAAUAUCAGCCCUGCAUUAUUUAGUCUAGCUGCUUUAUGGUGAAAGUGAAACGCAGUUAUUACAAAGUUGCAGUUGAAGCGCAAAUGAAAAAAAAAAAAGAAAUCUCCACUUUGUCUUUUUUUUGAAUACUUUUAGUGUAGUUGAAUUAAUAGAUGUGUAAUAGUUACAUGUAAAUACCAGUAUAAUGAUGAUGAUGAUGAUCAAUACAAACUGCAUCUCAACUAUACGAAGAAGAAGAAAAAAAAAAUCUGCAUCUUGGGUGCUUUUUUUUUUUUUAGUUAGAUUUGUCUUGUCUUUUUCGCACAUUGAACUGCCCAUUGGACAAAUUGUCACAUUUAAAAAAAAAUCACGUUUAAAUUAAAAUGAUUUGAAGUCAAAGCAACUAAAUUGAAGAAAAGAUUUUUCCCACGCAAUACCCCAAAAGUGAAUUACUGUACCUUGGUUGGGCGACUUGUAGAUGAACAUAGUCAAGUGCCAAAGAGCACUGGGGAUAGCCCUAAUUUAAAGCAAAUUAACUUCAGUAAACUUAAAAGGAAAAAAAAGAAAUUUUAAAAAGUAAAUCCAAAUAGUAAGUUGAAACGGGAAAGGGGUGGUUGGUGUAACAUUUUGAGCUUUUUCUUUGUCUCCUGUUUCUGUUCCACAGUCGGAUACCCAGAGUUUAUACACUAAAUGUUUAUUGUACAGGUUUUUUUCGACAACUAGCCCCGCCCCCUUUAGCGUCUCUUUCACCAAGUAGAAUUUGGUCUGAUCCAAUAAACUUUUCCUCCACAGAGGAAUUCGUCACCUUUGUGAUUAGCGUUAGUUUCCUUCUAGUCCACAUUUAUCUAAAAAGGUUGAGGAGACGUAAACAUUUCAGAGUUUAAUUUUUUUCCUUCCUGACUUUUCCCACAUUGAGGUAGUUAGGGUAUAAAAAAAAAUCAAAUUAGUUAGUAUAACCAAUGAGCUGGUUGUACCAAAGAUUUGGUCUUCAAUGCACUUAUGUUUGGUUGUGACUUGGAUUAAAAAAAAUUUUUGAAAUCGUCACAAUUUAAAAGCAAACAUAUCAUCGAAUACGCAGCGAUGAGGCUGCUGGAACCAAGAACCUUCGGUCCUUUGACUGCACUUUGUUAGUUAACGUGUCGCUCCACGUGGGUCAGUUGCAUCUUUUAAGUUGUCGCAUGACUUUUGCACCGUUGCCGUGUACAAAUCUGAUUAAACACUUUUUAUCUGAGAUGCACUGCUGAGCAAAUCGGAGAAGUUGCACACAAGGGGCUACUCUUUUUUUUGAUCUCCUUUUUAAAAGCCUGGUUUUGUGUCUUUUUAAAUAAAGCUGUGAGAUUUUUAAACUUUUUUUUUUUAAUGCUUCUUUUUCCAUCAAAACAAAUUCCAUUUCUGUUUUUUAAAGUAAUGUCAAGACGUGUCGUGUUGUCCGAUAGAUUGAAAAGUGUAUGCAACUUUUUUUUCUCUUUUUUUUUUGCAAGGAGGCUACAUCACCUGUCAGCAUGAUUAAUUUCCAAAACAAGUUUUGUUGUGCUGCUAAUUCAAAGUCUCUCUUAGAAAUAUUUAUAUAUAAAUAUGUCGUCAAGCAAAAACCCUUAAAAUAUCUGGAACCAUCAACUGAUAUUUGUAGAUAUUCCUCUUUAUUUUUUUUUUGGUGUCUGGUUGUGUGUCAAUGUGUCACUGGGUAUCCGACAUUGCGUAUAUCAAGUUUUAACAGCUGUUGCCUCCGAUUAGUAAAAACAAAAAAACGCGGUUGCUGUCGACCAACAUUUAGCGAUCUCAGUGUCGCCGACAGCAGCCGUCAGGAAAAAAAACAACCUCACUGUUCAUCCCGAUGACCCUCGUCGGGACGAACCUCGUCUGUGCAGCACGUGGCGGACGUGAUUUUUAAAAAAUGACAUCGGUGGGUAUUAGUUCUCACCCGUGCUGUUGUUUCAUACAGCUCUGACAGGGGGGCGAAGAGGCCACAGCUUUCAGAACUUACACAAACAAAAAAAAAAAAAAAGAUAUGAUUCAAACAAAUGUUUUCUCGUUUUCCAUCUCUGCUCUGAUUGUUUGUUAAGCAGCAUAACGGUGGCUUUGUCCCAGCAAUAUGAAGUACUGUAAAACUGCAGCUGACCAGUCGAUGCUAUGCCAACCACAAGCCAGCAAAAUGGAUCACACUCUCUGUUGAAGGAUUAUGGACAUUUAUAGUUCAGGGAUUCUCUUGACAAUAUUUUGUAAAAUAGAUGUAUGUACUAAAGUGAUGUGACGGGACUUUGGUACACAUUCUAUCUUUUAAGGUUACUAAAGGAAGAUGAGUGUCACUAUACAGUUUGCUGAGACGUGUCAAAGAUGGAAUACUUUGAGAGAAAAAAAAAAAGAACUUAGGUGCACUUAACUUUUUUAUACUAAACUUAAAAUUUAAAAUGUAAGUUUAGAAUAAAGGUUAUUUUGGAAAUUUGAAA
Scophthalmus maximus (turbot) is the source of this 3500-nucleotide messenger RNA. RefSeq names its product DAZ associated protein 2 (gene dazap2). The transcript has 4 exons. The record is from RefSeq and is a predicted model, not a curated record. Bases 148 to 657 code for a protein of 169 amino acids. NCBI's taxonomy places the organism in Eukaryota, Metazoa, Chordata, Actinopteri, Pleuronectiformes, Scophthalmidae.